AUGGAGGUUGUGACAAUUCUCCUAACGGCCUUAGCCAUCUUAUUAACGUACUUCAUAAUCCGCCAGAUGACCUACUGGUCGUCAAGGAAGGUUCCGCACCUGCGGCCAAUACCUCUGCUCGGUAACACAAGUUCAGUAUUCACCGGGAGGCAAUCUCCUGCGGAAUAUUCCCGAGAACUUUAUCUUCAGUACCCUGAACUUCCUUACAUCGGUUUAAUGAACUUCAACACACCAACUUUACUUAUCAACUCUCCGGAACUGAUCAAAGAGAUCUUCAUAAAGAACUUCGACAACAAUCCGGACCACUUAAGCUUCAUAACAGAAGAAUUCGACCCGAUCCUGGGCAAAAACGUGUUUUCCCUCCGGGGUGAGAGAUGGCGCCAGGUGAGAGGUGCGUUGACGCCGACGUUUACUGCGAAGAAGAUGAAGUAUUUGUUUACGCUGAUAGCAGAAGUCUCGAAGAACGUGAUCAAUUAUUUAGAAGAUCAUCCUCAGGAUUGCGAGUUGCUGGAUGUUAGGGAUCUAUUCACCAGGUACGCUAAUGAUGUAAUUGCAACUUCGGCCUUCGGAUUGUCCGUUGACUCCUUAAAGGACAGGACAAAUGAAUUCUACCUCCGCGGGAAGGACGCGACAAACCUGACCGGGAUAUCCAGGAUCUUCAAGUUUGUAUUGGGGAUAUCGUUUCCCAGGAUGAUGCGCCUCCUGGGGCAGACUUACCUCAGCAAGGACACCAACAGGUUCUUCAUCGACUUGAUCCGGGAGGAAGUUAAGCGUCGGGACCUGGAGAAGGUCGUCAGGCCGGAUAUGAUCCACCUCCUGAUGCAGGCUAGGGGCGACAACAUUGGAAUUAACGACAUUGUCGCCCAGGCGUUCGUCUUCUUCCUUGCUGGGUUCGACACCACUUCCUCGCUGAUGAGCUUCGUCAUCCACCAGCUGGCCUUCCAUCAAGACAUCCAGGAGAAGUUGCACCAGGAGGUCGAGUUCCUUGAAGAAAUCAACUAUGAAGAUCUAGGGAAGCUCAAGUUCCUGGAGAUGAUCAUCCUGGAGACUUUAAGGUUCUUUCCUCCAAUAGUGCUCCUGGAUCGCGUCUGCUCCAAGAGGUUCAAGCUUCCACCUCCACCGGGAAGUUCAAUCCAGCUAGACGUUGAAGAGGGCACUGUCCUCUGGGCUCCGACUUUUGCCAUGCAGAGGGAUAACAAGUACUUUCCCGACCCUGAGACUUUUGACCCUGAAAGAUUCGCGGAGGAAAACAAGGGAAAUGUUGAUCCUUGUGUCUAUAUGCCCUUUGGGGUUGGACCCAGGAAGUGCAUUGGGGAAAGGUUUGCUAUUAUGGAGAUCAAGCUGAUGCUCGCUAAGUUGGUAAAGAAGUUUUGGAUCUUCCCCAGUGAGAAAUCUAACAAGGAGAUUAUUUUGGAUAAGAAGAGUCUUAAUUUAGUCCCGAUAGGAGGAAUUUGGGUGAAAUUCGAACGGAGGAAGGUUUAA
This is a messenger RNA of Cotesia congregata, 1482 nucleotides long. NCBI's taxonomy places the organism in Eukaryota, Metazoa, Arthropoda, Insecta, Hymenoptera, Braconidae. The record is from the annotation of a GenBank genome assembly.